GGGGAUAAUGCUGGGGUCAGCACACCGGGGUCUGUCGUCCUAGUGGACUCGUCAAUUGAUGCGACUACCGCCUCGCCGGCCACGGAGACGCCAGUUAGUGGUACAAAUGCGAUUGUGGCCACGUAGGGGCCACAAGUGCCCGCCGCUUGCCAAACUCCUCUCGCAAGUACCUCAGGAUCUGUACAGGUACUUCACGCGAAGAAGUUGAUCGUGAAGAAAUCCACCCGCACAGCCUCUGCUCUGGGACUGGGUUAGCCUAACGUUGCCCUGGCUGACCAAGCCCUCGAGUCGAGGAUACCACCAGAUGUUGCAGUAACAGAGCCCGUGCUAGAACAGGAUCAAGAGCAAGCUGCGGCCGCAGCCGAAGAUGUUCCAUCCACUCUUGCUAAGGUGACCGAUAGAGGACGUGAUGAAGCCGGUCUUGAUGAGGAGGAAAAGCAAAGGGAUGACGAAGAAUCCCUAUAGGCACAAACCAGGAGUAUUGCCAAGAGCCGAGGAGCAAACUGCCACUGGGUCAGCUACGGGGUUACGGGUGUUGCCAAUCGGGGCCAGGUUCGCGCUCGCGACCGAUCUCGUGGAUGACCCACAGUUGACUCCAGAAACUUUGAAGAAGUUCCAGGAUAGCAUGAAGGAAUGCUAUAAAUUUGCAUCGGAAAUGGCCAAUCGAUCAUAUACCAAAUCCCAGAAGCUGAAGGCCACCGUUGAUGUGGAUAGGAUUAUCCAAGAAAAGGAACGCCAGAUUGGAGAAAAGAUGAUGGAAUAUGUUGAAAUCCAUAACCAGCUACACACGGUACAGAAGGAAAGUGCUCGCGAGAUUUGGCAACUAAAAAAGGAUAUUGGAAACCUGAAAAAGGACAAGUCUCUAGAGGAGAGAAAUCAGUCAUUAGAGGACAAAAAUAAAGAAAUGAGGAAGAAACAUCCAGAGCUCACAGACAUUAGUAUCUAAAGAAGAACUGGUGACUGACUUAAAGAAUCUUGUGUACCGUCGAACAGAUGAAGUGGAGCACAAGGCCAAGCUAUUGCAUGAUGCAGAUCAGCAACUUAUCCAUUGCAUGAAGUAGAUCAAAGACAUGGCUGCUGAGAAGGAUCUCCACGAAAAGGAACUUGCAGAGCUCAGGACUGCGGGCCAAGUUGUAGUCGAUAUGGUGGAUCUGGUCAAGGACGGUGCUGUUGCGAGCAAGACACUGGUGGAGCGACUCUGUGAAGCUCCCCAGAAGAUCUCAAGCUACCUAUCCGAGAUCACCAAGCAGUAUGUGGAGCAUGUCCUUGGACUUUUCAAGUCCUAUUGGGCAAAGGCCAACCUGACUCCGCUUGGUGAAGGCACAGCGAUAAUGGAAUGCUCUGAAGAAAGAUUCGUCGAAUACCUAAAGGAGGUGAAACCAGUGGCGGAAAAGGUAGUCGAGAGUUUAGAGCAAGAGCUAGAUGCAGAAUCUUGAACAGUGUGCUCAUCUCGACACUUUGUGUAUACUGUGAAUGCAAUGUUAUUGCUUGUGUAUGUAAAUGUCUGUUGAUUUA
Molecule: messenger RNA, 1515 nt
Organism: Panicum virgatum (switchgrass)
Lineage: Eukaryota; Viridiplantae; Streptophyta; Magnoliopsida; Poales; Poaceae
Exons: 5
Coding region: 410-946 (178 amino acids)
Source: RefSeq, a predicted model, not a curated record